AGCUGUCCUGUUGGAUACUUCCACAAUACCUCAGAGUGCCAAGCAUGCGCAGUGGAUCAUUACCAGGAUAAAGAGGCGCAGACUUCUUGUGUUCCUUGUCCAUCCGGAACAUCAACAUUCGGGGAGUUAGCAUCUAGAUGGCAAAGAAACUGUAAAGGUCACUAAUAAAAUAUACUAAAUGUCUUAUUUUGACUUAUGAUGAAUUUAUUUGUACUCCUGUAAACAAUAUUUGUGUUUGACCGCUUGCCAAUUCUUACUUUCAUCAGAAAAUUUCAAAACAUCAAAUGCUUGGGCAAAUCAAAUCGAUGGGCGCGGGACAUCAGGUCACCAUCUCAGUGCCAUUGUUAAGUUGCCAUGGCAAUAGUUGUACCAGUCAUUCUAAUAGUUGCUGUCGCCAUCUUUUGUGUGUGGACGGAAAGAAUGUAAGUCAAAAGCAUCGUUUUCUUUUUUUUUUUUGGUUGUCAUUAUCGUCACUAUAAAAAUUUCUUACUGUUAUUUUUACUGCUGUCGUGGUUUUUUCAAAAGUGGAAUAGAAACCGAUAGAGUUGAAUUGCAAUGGAAUAAACAAAGCAUAAAACAAAUAUUCUUAUCUUGGCCUUGUAAGGCAUUAACAAAGUUAAGAUUUUGUCUUGUUUCGGAGUUCCAAGACGCGUUCGCUUGAAUGACAUGGCAUCACAUAGCAAGGUUUGAUACAUGUGAGCUACUUAAAGAUUCACGUCGCUCUUUCUCAUCUAUUUUAUCGUUCCUCCCUCAGAGGACCUCGGCGAAGAACUUCUGAGACCAGGGGACACAACAAUCCAGCAUAUGAAGAUCCAAUGAAUACCCGUGUCUAUGAGGAAAUUGAAGAAUUGCAGUUUCCGAGUCCUCAUUCCCAUUAUCAGUUACUAAACACGGAACCACAUACUUACGCGGAGCUCCGAAACAGUCACUCUCAAGCCUAG
This is a messenger RNA of Pocillopora meandrina, 941 nucleotides long. The record is from the annotation of a GenBank genome assembly. Lineage: Eukaryota; Metazoa; Cnidaria; Anthozoa; Scleractinia; Pocilloporidae.